Messenger RNA from Vicia villosa (hairy vetch), 895 nucleotides. RefSeq lists its product as uncharacterized. NCBI's taxonomy places the organism in Eukaryota, Viridiplantae, Streptophyta, Magnoliopsida, Fabales, Fabaceae. The record is from RefSeq and is a predicted model, not a curated record. The transcript has a single exon. Bases 151 to 807 code for a protein of 218 amino acids.
UAAUGGUUUCCCUUUUCAAAGUGCUCUAGAAACUAUAGAAAACGUUUAAGUAGUACCCCAUUUAAUACUAAAAACUCUUUAUAACCAUUUCUCAUCUCUAUACUAGUACUUCACUAUCUUGUGUGUUCUUCUGUUGAUACUUGAUAUACUAUGGCACUGGUAUCCAUUAAAACAGAAUCAACUGAACCAGUUGAUAAUGUUCGUUUGAGAGUUUUGGUUGAUAAAGAAAGGAAAAGAGUUGUCUAUGCAGAGGCUGGCAAGGAUUUUGUUGAUGUUCUCUUCAGCUUCUUAACCUUGCCUUUAGGUUCUAUUGCUAGACUCGUAGCUAAAGAGUCAAACAUUGAAGCAGUUAAAUUUGGCAGCAUUACCUCACUGCAUCAAAGUGUGUCUCAUCUUGAUCAACAAUAUCUUUGGAAUCAAACAUGCAAGGAAAUGCUACUCAAUCCUAGAAACUCUAUGGAAGCUUAUUGCCACAAUCUCAAACUGAAUAUAGAUGACACAGAACCUUUGCGAUACUUCAUGUGCAAGAAAUGGGAUUGUAGGAAGAAGAGUGGGUGCCUUUUGAGCAUAUUCAAGAAUCAAAAAUGCUAUUGUGGGGAAGUAAUGGAAUGGGAAGUAUUCCCUGAUUGUUUUGAUCUAGAAGAUGGUUUUGUAAUGGAGAAGGCGACUUUUAUCAUUUGUGACAAUCUUUACGUGAUGCCUAAUGUUUUCGGAGCAAGUCUUCAACUACUUCAAAAGCUUGGAGUCGAUAGUGUGGAUGCUAUUGAGGAACAAACUGUUGUUAUCAACAAGAAAGAGGCAUGUUGAUGUUUUAUUAGCUUCUACGUUUCAUCUUUAAACAUUUGAUUAUUUUUGCUAAUUGUGUAUUUCUUGUUUAAUUUGUAUAGGUAAUUGA